Molecule: messenger RNA, 1846 nt
Organism: Ostrinia furnacalis (Asian corn borer)
Lineage: Eukaryota; Metazoa; Arthropoda; Insecta; Lepidoptera; Crambidae
Gene: UGT42A1
Product: UDP-glycosyltransferase UGT42A1
Exons: 4
Coding region: 50-1606 (518 amino acids)
Molecular function (GO): UDP-glycosyltransferase activity
Source: RefSeq, a predicted model, not a curated record
ACGUUGUCAGUCGCUCGCGCACCGCGGACCGCCUCACACGAGCGGCAACAUGAACCUCCCAGCGACUAUCAUCACAAUACUAACCGCGAUAUUCAUCAAUGAAGUCACACCCUUAAACAUACUAGGAGUUUUCCCGUACCAAGGCAGAAGUCACUUCUUCGUGUUCGAACCCUAUCUACGAGAAUUAGCAGCACGAGGACACAAUGUCACGGUCAUCACACACUUCCCACAGAAAACUCCCGUCAAGAACUACCAAGAUAUUAGUCUAGCCGGAACAUCUAUUCAAGUGGAAGGGCUUAUACCCGUCGAAAAGUCGUAUUUUACCUUAAUCAUGAUUGGAGUAUACCUGAUUGGUACCGGUACAGACAACUGCAAAGCGUUGUUGGCCAACGACAAUGUCCAAAAACUGUGGAAAUCUGAAGCUAAAUUUGAUGUGGUUCUAGUGGAACAAUUUAACAGUGAUUGCUCUUUAGGUUUGGCACACAAACUGGGAGCUCCCGUGAUCGGGCUCACCUCGCAUACUUUGAUGCCGUGGCAAUUGAAUAGAUUUGGGGUGGAGUUCAACCCAUCGUAUGUUUCCACGCAGUUCCUGAGUGGUGGAACAAAGCCGUCUCUAUUCGAACGCAUUGAGAGAGUUAUAGUGUACAAUAUCUUUAAUACCGCAUUCAAGUAUGCGAGCCAAAGGACAGAUGAGAGCACAUUGCGGGAGUACUUCGAUGAUGUACCGCCCCUCGAGGAACUGGCCCAGAAUAUUAGGGUCCAACUCGUGUAUACCCACCACACCUUGUCUGGAGUAAACUUGUAUCCCCCAAAAAUAGUGGAGGUCAACGGAUACCAUGUGGCUAAGCCAAAGCCACUGCCUGAGAAAUUGCAGAAAUUCAUAGAUGAAGCAGAACAUGGCGUCAUCUACGUAAGCUUUGGAUCCAUGUUGAAAGCUGCAGCAACGCCAAGGGACAAACUGGAAGCGAUCACCAAAGCUCUCUCUCAGCUCCCACAGAGAGUGAUCUUCAAGUGGGAAGAGAAGACUCUACCAGGAGACUAUAAGAAUAUUUACAUUUCUGACUGGCUGCCACAGAAUGAUAUUUUAGCUCACCCAAAUGUAGUCACGUUCUACUCCCACUGCGGUUUACUCGGGACUACGGAGGCUAUCUACCACGGCGUCCCAAUAGUGGGCAUGCCGAUCUUCGGAGACCAGCCCUCGAACGCAGCUGCAAUGGAAGAAAGUGGAAUGGGAGUGCAAAUUCAAACUACAGAGCUCACUACAGAGAAGCUGCUUGAGAAAUUCAAAAUCGUUCUGGACCCUCAGUUCAGAGCAAACGUGAAACGCCUCUCGAAAGUCUGGCACGACCGGCCAUCUUCGCCGAUGGACACCGCCAUCUACUGGACGGAGUACGUCGCCAGAAACCCUAACUUUACAUUUGUACCCCCCACUGUCCACGUCCCCUUCUACCAGUUUUGGUGCUUAGAUAUAUUAGCUGUAUUCAUUUUAAUUUCUCUCAUUAGUUUUUAUGUACUAAAAUUCUUGUGCUGUCUUGUAUGUAGAAGAAAAAGCAAAGAAGUAGUUAAGAAUGCUAACACUAAAAAGAAAUCUAAGAAAGACAAUUAAGAUCUGGUAGUAAAUAAAUAAUAUGUAAAUAUUAGAUUUUUUCUAGAAAAUUACACUUAACGGUCAUAUCGUGGGCACUUUAUUAUCGUGUCGUGUGAAAUUCAAAGUGUGGAAAAUCACAAAUCUUUAAGCACAUCACGACUCUCAAAUCAUUGCACAAUCUCGUGCCUACCGAUUCUCUGUCAAAAAUGUUAACUUUAUUACUUUACUUUAUCUAAUCAUCUGGUGUAUGUUUUGAGU